Molecule: messenger RNA, 1095 nt
Organism: Emys orbicularis (European pond turtle)
Lineage: Eukaryota; Metazoa; Chordata; Testudines; Emydidae
Product: olfactory receptor 14A16-like
Exons: 2
Coding region: 1-1095 (364 amino acids)
Biological process (GO): G protein-coupled receptor signaling pathway
Cellular component (GO): membrane
Molecular function (GO): olfactory receptor activity; G protein-coupled receptor activity; odorant binding
Source: RefSeq, a predicted model, not a curated record
AUGUCCAACCGAACCACCAUGUUCCUUCUCCUGGGAUUCUCUGAUGUUCGGGAGCUGCAGAUUUUGCACUUUGUGGGGUUUCUAGUGAUCUACCUGGCAGCCCUGAUGGGAAAUGUUCUUAUCUUCAUGGCCAUAGCCUUCGACCACCACCUUCACACCCCCAUGUACUUCUUCCUGAUGAAUCUGUCCAUCCUAGACCUUGGCUCCAUCUCUGUCACUGUCCCCAAAUCCAUGGCCAACUCCCUCAUGAACACCAGAUCCAUUUCCUAUGCUGGAUGUGUUGCCCAAGUCUUUUUCCUCGUCUUCUUGGUGGGAGCAGAUUUUUCCCUUCUCACCAUCAUGGCAUACGACCGAUAUGUCGCCAUCUGCAAACCACUGCACUAUGAGACAAUAAUGAACAGCAGAACUUGUGUUGAAAUGGCAGCCGGUGCCUGGAUCAGUGGGCUUCUCUACUCUGUGCUACAUACCGGGAACACGUUUGCAUUGACCUUCUGUGGAGGAAACAUGGUGGAUCAGUUCUUCUGUGAAAUCCCCCAGCUAUUGAAGCUCACCUGCUCUGACUCAUAUCUGAGUGAAGUUGGGGUUAUUGCAUUUAGUGUGUGUUUACUCUUAGGCUGCUUUGUUUUUAUCACUGUGUCAUAUGUUCAGAUCUUCAAAUCAGUGCUCAGAAUCCCCUCUGAGCUGGGACAGCAUAAAGCCCUAUCCACCUGCCUUCCUCACCUCACUGUGGUCUCCUUGUUUGUUUUCACUAGCAUUUUUGCCUAUCUGAAACCCACCUCCAGCUCCCCAUCUGCUCUGGAUCUUGUGGUGGCUGUUCUCUAUUCCGUAUUGAUACCAAUCAUGAAAAUGAUUGAGCUGGACGUUUACCCCAUGUCAAUCAAACACUGGGGAAAUCAAAUGACCGUCGGGGAAUUCAUUCUCCUGGGAUUUGGGAAUCUCCUUGAACUACAUGAUCUUCUCUUCCUACUGUAUCUAGUGAUCUACAUUGUGACUGUGACUGGCAAUAUCCUCAUUGUUGUGCUAGUUGUGGCUGAGCAGCACCUUCACACCUCCAUGUACUUCUUCCAGGGGAACUUGUCCUGCUUGGAGGCCUGA